Molecule: messenger RNA, 3267 nt
Organism: Komagataella phaffii GS115
Lineage: Eukaryota; Fungi; Ascomycota; Pichiomycetes; Pichiales; Pichiaceae
Product: Protein involved in transcription-coupled repair nucleotide excision repair of UV-induced DNA lesion
Exons: 1
Coding region: 1-3267 (1088 amino acids)
Biological process (GO): transcription-coupled nucleotide-excision repair
Cellular component (GO): nucleus
Molecular function (GO): ATP binding; ATP-dependent chromatin remodeler activity
Source: RefSeq, a predicted model, not a curated record
AUGAAUGAAGAACCAGAUGAUUUGACAUCGUUGGGGGUGGAGCUGGUAGGUCAGGACACAUUAGAGCACCAAAUUGCUAGUAUGGCCGAUACUGCAAUGUUAGAACGAGAUAAAGAAUUAGAAUUGAAAAGGUUGGAGAAGACUAAAUCUCAAAUUCAAAAGUGGCAAUCCAAGCAAAGGUCCUUGGAAUCCAAAAUAAAUAGUAGGAACACAAAGAUUAGUGAAAGAGAAAGGUUUAGAAAAGAACUGAAAGACAUAGAGGAGAAUGAAUUAAAAGUUUUGAGGGAUGAUUUGAAGGAAAUUAACACCAGACUUCAGGAAACAAUGAAAGCAUCUUCUCUGAAGGCAAAAGAGACAUUAGACGAAGUUGAGCAACUACCAAAUGAGACAAAAAAAGACUUUCUGAUAAGAACUGGGAAAAUCACUGCUUUUGGAUCUGUCAAUGCUUUUACGCAAGACAAUCCCGAAGCUCCUGUAGAGAAGAGCCAUCAAUCUCUAAUCGCUCCAGGGAUUGAUGAUGAUGAUGAUUAUGUUUACCCGGGAGAAAUUGAAGAAAUUGAAGAAAUCGAAACGGAAAAUGAGUCUGAUGAUCAGGCCGCAAUAAUCUCUUCAAAGAAAAGGAAAAGAGCAAGAUCCAUUGAGCACGAUGAUGUGUAUGUGAACAGCGACUCAACUGAAGAUGAGUAUGAUACCCAAACAACACGACAAUCAAAAGAUGAAAUUCAUAAUAUCGACGAUGGAGAUGAUGCGUUCUACAACGCACGGCUUAAUGCAUGGGUUACCAAAAGAUCCCAGAAGCGUGAAGUUGAUGCAAACCCCGACGAAGAAGAAUGGUUUAAACCACACCCCACGAAACAGGAUGCUAUCCUUGAUGAUGACUACAGACUUCCUGGUGAUGUUUACCCUGCCUUGUUUGAUUACCAAAAGACCUGCGUUCAAUGGCUCUGGGAACUUUAUUUGCAGAAAGUUGGUGGCAUUCUGGGUGAUGAAAUGGGUUUAGGAAAAACGGUCCAGAUUAUUUCUUUCAUAGCUGGCCUGCAUUAUACUAAAAAACUGAACAAGCCGGUCAUCGUUGUAUGCCCUGCUACAGUGUUGAGGCAAUGGUGUAACGAGUUCCAUCGUUGGUGGCCUCCUCUUCGUGUCGUAAUUCUUCAUGCCAUAGGCACAGGGUUAUCGGGAAGCAGAACUUCUUUACAGAACGAAGCGUCCAUUGAAAAGCUUUUAGAAGAAGAAGAAUAUGGUAGUACUAAAAGCCUUGCAUCUCUAAAAGCGGAGUCCAGGGUUAAAGAGUUGAUCGAUUCGGUUUUUACUCGAGGACACGUUAUCAUAACCACUUACGUGGGAUUGAGAAUAUAUUCCAAGCAUUUAUUAAAACGGGAUUGGGGUUAUGCUAUACUGGAUGAAGGCCAUAAAAUUAGAAACCCAAACAGUGAUAUCUCCUUAACAUGCAAGCAACUAAGAACACCCAACAGAGUCAUUUUAUCUGGAACACCGAUUCAAAACAACUUAACAGAGUUGUGGAGUCUGUUCGAUUUUAUAUUUCCUGGACGACUGGGAACUUUGCCAGUAUUCCAAAAUCAGUUUGCGAUCCCCAUUAAUGUGGGAGGAUAUGCAAACGCUACAAAUUUGCAGGUUCAAGUUGGUUAUAAAUGUGCAGUUACACUUAAAGAUCUCAUAUCACCUUAUCUCUUAAGAAGAGUGAAAGCCGAUGUAGCCAAGGAUUUACCCAAGAAAAGUGAAAUGGUGUUGUUUUGUAAGUUAACAGCUCCUCAACAUGCGCUAUAUGAAAAGUUUUUGAGAUCUGAUGAAUUGUCCAGGAUUCUCCAGGGCAAGAGACAAGUACUUUAUGGAAUUGACAUUCUUCGAAAGAUUUGUAACCAUCCUGAUCUAGUUGAUGUUCAUGCAAAAAGAAGAUCGAAAAAGGAUCCAACUUAUGGAUCUGCUUCUAAGUCAGGUAAGAUGCAGGUGGUUAAAAAAUUACUUGAACUAUGGAAAAGCCAAGGACAUAAAACUCUUCUUUUCACUCAAACUCGACAAAUGCUGGACAUUUUAGAAUCAUUUUUGGAAAGGUUGAAUGCAAAGGGUGCUGAAGAGGAAGAUUUUGUACCUUUCAAGUUCCUAAGGAUGGAUGGUACCACUUCUAUAGGCGUUCGACAAUCUUUGGUGGAUGUAUUCAAUAAUGAUCCGUCCUAUAAUGUCUUUCUUUUAACAACCAGGGUUGGAGGUUUAGGUGUGAAUCUUACUGGUGCUAAUAGGGUUAUCAUUUAUGAUCCAGAUUGGAACCCCUCCACUGAUGUACAGGCAAGAGAAAGGGCUUGGAGAUUAGGUCAAAAGAAAGAUGUAACAAUCUACAGACUAAUGAUAGCUGGAUCAAUUGAGGAAAAAAUCUACCAUAGACAAAUAUUCAAGCAGUUUCUCACGAAUAAAAUCUUAAAGGACCCCAAACAGAGACGAUUCUUCAAAAUGAAUGAACUACAAGAUCUAUUUACCUUGGGAGAUCCUGAUGAGAAAGGUACUGAAACUGGAGACAUGUUUAAUGGGAUGGAGUAUAAUUUCAAGGGUACCAAACCCAGACACUCUCAGAAGUUGAGUAAUCGUGAACGAAGUGAAGAGCCCCAAGAUGACUUGGUAAAAUUAGCGCAAAUAAAUGGUGUAUCUGGACUCCAAGAAUUUGAUGGAUCGAAAGACGAGCAAAUGGAUAGUACUUCAAGACAAGAAGAAGAGUUGAUGUCCGGACUUUUCGCCUCAUCGGGUGUACAUUCGGCCCUUCAACAUGAUUCUAUCAUGGACUCAACAGAACCCGAACAAAACGAGGCAGAGUUAGAAGCUAGAAGAAUAGCUGCCGAAGCCGCAAAUUCUCUCAGAGAGUCAAGGAAAUUAGCCCGCAAAUCGAAAAUUGGAGUACCUACAUGGACUGGAAAGUUUGGAAGCGCCGGGAAAAUUCUAAACAAGCAGCGGUUCCGAGACAACGCAUCCGGUGUGUCGUCCAGUUCUAUUCUUCAAAGUAUAAGAGCCAAGAGAGAUUUAGACACGAAGAAAAAGGAGAGGCCGGAUUUCAAUAAUGAAGACAACGACCGAAAAUUACUGAUCAGAAGAAUAAAUGACUUUAUGUUGGUGCAAAAUGGAUACAAGGCUGACUCGCAGACCAUUCUUAACAGUUUCAAAGAAAUCAACAACAUCAUUCUUAUGAGAUCUAUGUUGAAGCAGAUAUGCAAGUGGGAUAGCAAAGAAAAAGUUUGGAUUUUGAAAGAUGAGUACGUGGAGUGA